AGACUCCGAGUCUUAUCCAAAGCAAAUUCCUUACAUCCGUAUAUCGCUCACUCCCUCUCCCUCUGCUUCUCGCGGAGCUUUCAAUCUUCGAUUGUUUCUGGAAAAUAGAUAGAGAUAGUAAUGUGCAUUUUAUAUGUUCAGAGGAAGAUUAGAAGAUACUCAAGAGCAUGGCAGUAGCUACAUAUUGUUUCACUUCACCUUGCCAUGACCGUAUUCGAUUUUUCUCUGGAGUUACAAGUUUUGAUGGUAGGCUUCUAAGGAAGAGGAUCAAUGGCACAUUCUUGGUCAAGAUUUUACCCCCUUCCCAAAAUGCUGAUCUAAGAACAACUUCGAGAUCCUCACGUCCCUUAUCUGGAUUCAGGUCAGGAACCUCUAAGGGAGUAUUUGAUAUUGUGGCAUUAACAUCAAGGAAUGCACUGAAAGAGCUGAGCACUCCAAUGGUGUUAAAGCUAGUGGGUGUUUUAGCGUGCGCAUUCCUCAUAGUUCCAUCUGCAGACGCAGUUGACGCACUCAAAACUUGUGCAUGCUUGCUAAAGGGAUGCAGGAUAGAACUCGCAAAGUGCAUUGCCAACCCUUCCUGCGCAGCCAAUGUCGCCUGCCUCCAGACCUGUAAUAAUCGUCCAGAUGAAACCGAGUGCCAGAUCAAAUGUGGGGAUCUAUUCGAGAACAAAGUAGUUGAUGAGUUCAACGAGUGUGCUGUGUCGAGAAAAAAGUGUGUUCCUCAAAAAUCUGAUCUCGGAGAAUUUCCUGUCCCUGACCCUUCUGUUCUUGUCAAGAACUUCAACAUCAGUGACUUUAAUGGCAAGUGGUACAUUACAAGUGGCUUGAAUCCAACCUUUGACACAUUCGACUGCCAGCGGCAUGAGUUCCACGCAGAUGGUGACAAGCUUGUUGGAAACAUCUCCUGGAGAAUAAAGACCCUAGACAGCGGAUUCUUUACAAGGUCAGCUGUACAAAAAUUCGUGCAAGAUCCUAACCAACCUGCUAUUCUCUACAAUCAUGACAAUGAGUACCUUCACUAUCAAGAUGACUGGUAUAUCCUGUCAUCAAAGGUAGAGAAUAAACCAGACGACUACAUUUUUGUGUACUACCGUGGGCGAAACGAUGCUUGGGAUGGAUAUGGUGGUGCGGUUGUGUACACGAGAAGUGCAGUAUUACCCAAUAGCAUUGUACCAGAACUUGAAAAGGCAGCAAAAAGCAUAGGCAGAGACUUCAGCACAUUCGUGAGAACGGAUAACACCUGUGGUCCUGAACCUCCGCUGGUGGAGAGAUUUGAGAAGACAGUGGAAGAAGGAGAAAAGAUAAUCGUAAAAGAGGUUGAGGAGAUAGAAGAGGAAGUGGAGAAGGAAGUGGAGAAAGUCGGUAAGACAGAGAUGACCUUGUUCCAGAGAUUGGCUGAAGGAUUUAACGAACUAAAACAAGACGAGGAGAAUUUCCUAAGAGGAUUAAGUGAAGAAGAGAUGGAGUUGUUGAAUGAGCUCAAAAUGGAAGCAAGCGAGGUUGAAAAAUUGUUUGGAAAAUCUUUGCCGAUUAGGAAGGUCAGGUAAACGAAGAAGAACCAUCAUUGUUAUACAUACUGUUGUUCAGUUCAUCACAUAAGGGAAUAUAUAUAUAUUUGUAAAAACAUUCUUCAUUCAAUAACAGUUGGAUACAGAACACGAAA
Molecule: messenger RNA, 1663 nt
Organism: Eutrema salsugineum
Lineage: Eukaryota; Viridiplantae; Streptophyta; Magnoliopsida; Brassicales; Brassicaceae
Product: violaxanthin de-epoxidase, chloroplastic
Exons: 6
Coding region: 168-1547 (459 amino acids)
Biological process (GO): xanthophyll cycle
Molecular function (GO): violaxanthin de-epoxidase activity
Source: RefSeq, a predicted model, not a curated record